AACACUAACAGUCACACAGAGCAGGUUAUUCUGUUUUCUGUGCAUAUGAUUGACACAAACAUCAUUCGGUCGUGAGAGUCCCAUUGCUCCCCGCAUUUGCAGGUUAUCUUCAUUAUUAUUCUCUUUGGACAGUCGGCUCGAUAUUUCUGGAGCUGCCCUGCUUGCGUUUGGAGUGGCCACACUACAUGCCUGCUUUGAAAGGGAGGUGUGGCAUCGACGGUUGCGUGCGAGCGGCACUGUGUUCGCAGGAGCGGCUUGUGCUCCGUCACGCAGCUCGCCGUUCACGGCUCUAUUCCAGUGCUCAGCCGGUGGUGGUGUCGCAAUGAAGCUGAUCAUCUCCACGCCGAACGAGCGAGCCCAUUCCGAGCCGCUCAGUUGUGCCGUGUGGGCGUCUCAGAGCGAGUUCUACAGUGUCAGUGAUGACCAGAAUGUGUUGAAGUGGACGAUUCCAGACAACAAUGUACAGGACGCUACUGCUACCAAGUUAUUCACGUUACCCGACAAGGCGCUACCGACGUGCAUGAAGCAACAGCCUACGAGCGGCUCGGGUGGUCGACGCGGAGGAGGACCCGACACACUGGUCAUUGCCUGCAGUGAUGGCAAGGUUUAUUCAGUGUCUCGGUCUGGUCGAUUGGAGAAAGCUAUUGAAGCACAUCAAGGUGCUGUUCUCACGCUACGAUGGGUGGCUGACGGCACGGCUUUCGCUACAGCUGGUGAGGAUGGACAAGUAAAGAUUUGGUCACGAGCUGGCAUGUACCGCAACACGCUAGUUCAAAGUGGCAAUCCUGUGUAUGCCAUAGCAUGGAGCCCUGACGGAGAGUCGAUUAUCUAUACGGACGCUACCAUGCUGACUGUCAAGCCCAGACACGCUGGAUCCAAGAGCACACAGUGGAAAGCACACGAUGCUACGAUACUGUGUGUGGACUGGAGCCCCAUAAACAAUACUAUCAUUUCAGGCAGCGAGGACAGAACAAUCAGGUUGUGGGACUCCUUCGGUCGGCCUGUGUACAGCACCAAGGCACUGUUUCAGCAACACCCCAUUCUGGAAGUGGCCUGGUCACCGGACGGUGCAGUCUUUGCCGCAGGCUCCUACGACACCAUCCGUCUGUGCAACAAUGCCGGGUGGUCGGAGGCGCUCGAGAAGCCUAACUCUGGUGGUAUCUACAGCAUAGACUGGAGUCGUGACAGCACAGGGUUCGUGUGUGGAGCUGGGGACGGGCGUGUCGUCUGCGGAAAAGUCACCGACAAACGUUACCUGUGGCGGCACUUGGAGGCUACCGUCACGGCAGAGCGCUCCAUCGUUAUUCACGACACCAGCAACGAUGUGCGAGAGACUGUUGAGUUGAAUGCCAACAUAGCACGAGUCAGCGUCGGCUGGAAUCAUCUCGUCGUUGUGACUUCAACACCCAAUGUUGUCAUUUACAACUCCAAGAACUGGAACACACCCGCAAUGUUUGAACUGAAGGACGUCGCCGUGUCAAUCAUCAAACAGACCGAACGUCACUUCCUCUUGAUCAGUGGGGCCGGCAUGCAAGUCUACUCAUACGAUGGUCGUGUCCUUGCUACUCUCCGCACACAAGGUGUUCAAUGUGAGCUACUCACAGAGCAGACAGUCAGUAUUAGUUGUGACACUGUGGCACUGAGAGACAGGAAGAACGAGCAAGCGGUGUUCCUUUUUGACGCACUAAGCGGAAAGCCACUGAUGGACGGCCAUCCGUACAAACACCCGACUGAGAUCAGUGACAUCUUGCUAGACCAGUGCGGCCCGGCGCCCACACGCAACCUGGCCAUCUUGGACAGGAACCGGGAUGUCUAUCUGCUCCCCGUGCGACCAGCGCAACAGGCGCUGGCAAGCGCGAUCAAAAUCGCGUCCAUGGUGUCACAGAUGAUGUGGGACAACAAGGCCAACAUUCUGGCCACCAUCGAGGACGGUGCUAUUUGGUUCAACUGCAACCCGGCGGGUGCCUUCAUCGACCAGAGCCUGCUGUCCAUCACAAAACGUCUGCCGAAUAAUGAAGUUGCGAGGAACUCUACCAUCAUUGCGUUUUCGGGAAACAGAGCCACGCUGAGGCGUACCGAUGGAGCUAUCGUCCUGGCAUCCAUUGAUCCAUACCCAUCCUACGUACACAUGUACGCGCAGAGCGGCAAGUGGGAGGAUUGUCAACGGCUGUGUCGCUUCGUCGAUCGCAAGCACCUCUGGGCGUGCCUGGCGGCUAUGAGCCUGCAGAACAGAGACGUCAGCACGGCGAUUGCAGCGUAUGCCGCGCUAAGCAAUGCAUCCAAAGUCACGUACCUGGAGAAGAUUCGCAGCAUCCCGUCCAUCGAGGGACAGAACGGAGAGCUGGCACUGCUGUGCCAUCAACAGCAGCAGGCCGAGGCUAUCUUCCUGCAGGCUGGAUUAGUGUACCGCGCUAUUGACAUGCGUAUUCGCCUCUGCCACUGGGACCAGGCUCUGGACUUGGCAACGAAACACAAGACGCACGUCGACACCGUCGUGGCUCACCGUCAAAAGCACCUGCAGACUUUUGGUCGCAAGGAAACCAACAAACGCUUCCUGCAGUAUGGCCAGGGGAUGGAGAUCGAUUGGGAGAAGAUCAACACCAAGAUUGCUAUGGAGCUGGAGAAGGAGGAGAAACGACGGCAGUGAAAACAUUACUACACUGUGUGCGGUCUACCUUAGAUUUGUGUGCGCGCGUACGUGUGUGUGUGUGUCUGUGUCUGUGAGUGAGUGAGCGUGUGAACGUGUGUUCUCACUUAUGUACAGUGUGCACAUGCUUCUGCAAGUGACAUCAUCAAAGUAUAUCUAUUUUAUUACUCUCUUCAUUUCGUGACAAAAAUCAUUUCAACUUUUUUUCAUCUGUUUAAUCUGUUUUAGUAACGCCGAGAGCAGCAACAAGCGACCGACUCCGAGGCUAUUGGAGAGUAGGAUGUUGAUUUACUACUUAUCACCAAUAACUCCUAGAAACUGAGUGUCCAGUAAACCGUCGUUGUGGACUGCGAAGAAGCAAAUAACCGCAGAUGAAUGCGUUCGCAUGGCAAUGUCGAAAUGGGAAGGACCAGUGGGAUGCUUGCUAUCAUCCUCAUCCACAGUUCUGAAUUGAAAGAAAGAAUGCCGGUUAUCGGAGAACCUGA
This is a messenger RNA of Sycon ciliatum, 3132 nucleotides long. RefSeq names its product intraflagellar transport protein 80 homolog. Gene Ontology annotation, molecular function: protein binding. The transcript has 22 exons. The record is from RefSeq and is a predicted model, not a curated record. Gene Ontology annotation, cellular component: cilium; intraciliary transport particle B; centrosome. Lineage: Eukaryota; Metazoa; Porifera; Calcarea; Leucosolenida; Sycettidae. Bases 323 to 2647 code for a protein of 774 amino acids. Gene Ontology annotation, biological process: cilium assembly.